GUUGCUUUCAGAGUGCUUCAAAUGGCGGAGAAGAACCAAUCCCACAAAGAGAAUCACAGACCAGAAACACACAGAAGACAGUUCAAUUAGAGUGAGAAAGAAAGAGAGACAUACCCAGAACCACAUUGACCGCCAUUAAAAGCGCUUCCCCCUUUUUUUAAGUCUUAGCAUCACUUACAAGUUACAAAUAAUCAUAUACUCCCAAACACGCCAUAGUCCCUCAUGCUUCCCUUUUAGCACUACAAGGCUUCAAAAAAAUCUCAAAACCCAAACAACAACGCUAGGUUCUCGAGUUUCCCACCAUUAUCAACAAUAGACCCGGUUCGGGUUUUUCAGUUCCUUACGGUUCAUUUCGGUUUGUUUCUCUUUCUCAGUUCAUGGAGCACGCCGCACUAGACUCCAUCCAAUUCAACGAGCAAAUCCAGGGGCUAAUGGCUCCGGCGCCGGAAUCCACCAACUCCUUCACGGCGCUCCUCGAGCUACCUCCGCCGCAGGCCGUCAAGCUACUCCACUCGCCGGAUAAGGCUCCCACCGGUUCCGAAAAACCGCCCUGCCACGCCAGCAUCCUGAAACCCUACCCCUCCAUCAUGAGCAUCAUCGACGGAACCCGCAAGCUCACGUUCCCUUCCAACACCGCCCUAAUCGAGCGCGCUGCGAGGUUCUCCGUGUUCGCCGGAGAGGGACCGCUGGCUCCACCGGUGGCGGAGGUAAAAAACGAGCCGCGGGAAACCGAUUCCAACCCGAGCUCGACUCAGUGCGAUCCUGCGGUUGAGAACAAGGGCGCGAAGAGGAAGGAGCGAGAGAAGAAGGUUAAGGCGAGGUCGAAGAAGAGCAAGAGUGUCGCUGCCGCUGAAAGUUCCGGCGACGGCGAGAAGCUUCCGUACGUUCACGUUCGCGUUCGUCGAGGUCAAGCCACUGAUAGCCAUAGCUUAGCAGAGAGGGCAAGGAGAGAGAAGAUAAAUGCUCGGAUGAAACUUUUGCAAGAGCUGGUCCCGGGUUGCAACAAGAUAUCAGGCACAGCAUUGGUUCUGGAUGAAAUCAUCAACCAUGUCCAAUCUCUACAGCGACAAGUGGAGUUUUUAUCAAUGAAACUAGCAGCAGUUAACCCAAGAAUUCAUUUCAACCUUGACAGCAUAAUGCCUAAUGAAGGGGCAUCUCUAAUGGACAGUAGCAUUCCUAACAUGGUUUCACCCCUCAUGUGGCCGGAAAUCCCAAACAAUGGAAAUAGAGAACAAUAUCAGCAACCAUGGCAAUUUGAUGCAUUCCAGCAACCAGUUUGGGGAAGGGAAGAAGAAAACACCAAUUUCAUGACUCCAGAAAACUCAAUGUUGAGUUAUGAUUCAUCAGCUAAUUCAGUACCUCUGCAAUCGAAUCAGUUGAAGAUGGAGCUCUGAAGGGAGUACAGAAGUGGUGUGACUAGUAGCAAAUAGCCUAGUAUUGUAUAUAUCAAUAUAGUAUUAGCAGUUAGCAGUGAUUUGAGGAGCCUCAUCAUUUGCAGAGUUUCCUUGUCUUCUAUUUUGUCAGUCAGUUGGAAACUUGGAAUUUCUUCAGCCAGCAAGGAAGAAGAAUUGGUAUGCUAUUUUUAUAUAAAAUAUUGGUGUUACUACUUACUAUGUAUACCUACAGUGGGCAUUCAAUCAAUGAGGUGAUUGAGUCUGAGUGAUUCAAAUUGUAAGAUCAUUUCCUUGAACGCCACUGUAACUUAACUAUCAUUGAAGUUUGUUGCUUUGUCCUUUAA
This is a messenger RNA of Arachis stenosperma, 1738 nucleotides long. RefSeq names its product transcription factor bHLH48-like. Lineage: Eukaryota; Viridiplantae; Streptophyta; Magnoliopsida; Fabales; Fabaceae. The transcript has 7 exons. Gene Ontology annotation, molecular function: protein dimerization activity; DNA-binding transcription factor activity. Gene Ontology annotation, biological process: regulation of DNA-templated transcription. The record is from RefSeq and is a predicted model, not a curated record. Gene Ontology annotation, cellular component: nucleus. The coding region runs from base 378 to 1394 and encodes 338 amino acids.